ACGGUUGAUGCCUCUUACCAGUGGUACGCUUGCUUCCGUUCUUGAGUUUGGGGAUCACUUUUUUAGUUUCCGCUCCGCUUUUCGUUUUUCGAAGUCCUCACAAAUCCGAGCAGCUCAACUUUUCACAAGCCUUCGCAAACUCUACACAAAGUUUCAUUCAUCGAUCAUUCAUUAUUAUUCACCAUGCUUACCACUCUACUUUUACUGCUUGCCGUUGUCUUUGGUGUCGUUGAAGGCGCACAGUACAGAGCAAUCCUCAACUACAAGCAGGUGGCCAACCCCGAUUGCAGCAAUCUUGGUGGACUCAUUGAAAGCGACAUUUCCAAGCCUGCAUUGAGUGCAGCCGGGAUUACCUUGGACAACAGCGUCCAAUGGCAGAACCGCAACGGCAACGGCCGCCGCCUUCGUGGUACUACUGAUAGUAGUAGUCGAUCUCUAUCUGCAUGGGAGGACUUGGCGGACGCCAAGAAGACAGCCGAAGCGGAAGCGAUUAAAAUCCUUUCCGGAAACGCGCUGUUUGGUGCAUGCCUGGAGACUGGCUCUGAUCUCGAUGUGGAAUUCACAAUCCAAAGAGACAACAAUGGGCAAAACAACGGGUCUUAUGACCGCAACGCAAGAGAGCUCUGCGAUUGCCAUUGCAUCCAACUUUUGUGCAACACAAAUCACUAUUAUUGCCAAUUUACGUGUUAGUAGAAAGCAAGCAAGAAACAGCAACCAGCUGGUGACUUGAGGGGGAAAGGAAACUCCACGGCAAACGCGUAGUCCAUCCAUAACUUGUAUAAACGACUAGAGAUAUAUACAACUUCC
Messenger RNA from Seminavis robusta, 807 nucleotides. Lineage: Eukaryota; Bacillariophyta; Bacillariophyceae; Naviculales; Naviculaceae. The record is from the annotation of a GenBank genome assembly.